AUGACCCAGGAUCCUUGGUUUGUCAAGUUUUACGCUCCCUGGUGCCACCACUGCCAGGCUUUGGCUUCCACGUGGACCCAAGUCGCCAAGGACAUGAAGGGCGAACUCAAUGUUGGCGAGGUCAACUGCGACGAGGAGUCAAGACUCUGCAAGGAUGUGGGUGUUCAAGGCUAUCCCACCAUUAUCCUUUUCCGAGGCGGCGAGCGAGUAGAGUAUGAAGGUCUUCGUGGUCUUGGGGACUUGCUCCACUUUGCCGAAAGCGCCGUUGCUCUUACGAGCGGCGUUCCCGAGGUCGACGCCGAGAGUUUCAAGGCCAUGGAGGAAAAGGAAGAGGUCAUCUUUGUCUACUUUUACGACCACGGUAUCGCGACGGAGGACUUCCUCGCCCUCGAGCGCAUCCCCAUCCACCUCGCUGGACGUGCUAAGCUCGUUCGGACUCGCGACCCCGAACUUGCGAAGCGAUUCAAGAUCACCACCUGGCCCAGGCUCAUGGUCGCCCGCGAAGGACACCCUACCUACUACACUCCGCUAGCGCCCAAGGACUACCGUGAUGUCAACGCCAUGCUUCGGUGGGUCAAGUAUGUCUGGUUGCCCAUUGUCCCCGAACUUACCGCAUCCAACGCGCGUGAGAUCAUGGACGGCAAGAUUGUUGUACUGGGCAUCUUGAACAGGAACAACGAGGAGGCGUUCAAGGAUGCUCAGCGCGAGAUGAAGAGCGCCGCCAACGAGUGGAUGGACAAGCAGAUUCAGCUCUUCCAGCUCGAGCGCCAGGAGCUUCGCGAUGCCAAGCAGCUACGGCUCGAAGAGGCUAAGGACCGCAACGAUGAACGUGGAAUUCGGCAAGCCAAGGCCAUCCGCAUCAACAUGUCCAUGUCGGACAAGAAGCAAGUCACCUUUGCCUGGGUUGACUCCAUCUUUUGGCAACGCUGGAUCCGAACCACCUAUGGCAUUGACGUCAACGACGGUGACAGGGUCAUAAUCAAUGACGAAGACAACCGACGAUACUGGGAUACGACCAUUACUGGCAAUCUCAUUACCCCUUCGCGCACAUCCAUCAUGGAGACUAUUGGAAAGGUCACCGCCUCACCGCCCAAGAUCAAGCCCAAGCUUACUAUCUCGAGCAUUGAAAAGGUCUUCUUCGACUUCCGCAUGGCCUUUGUCGAACACCCCUGGCUCAGCACCGCCUGCGUCUUUAGCAUUGCUCUCGCCGCCCUGUCUUGGUUCCGCGGCCGGCUCCGAAGGACCCGUCCUAACUUCAGGCUCGAGGAUGCCAUGGGCAUUAAGGAGCUCAAGGAAGGCCUCCUUGGAGGACCAAGCUCGAACAAUGGCAAGAAGGACUAA
Parascedosporium putredinis is the source of this 1341-nucleotide messenger RNA. Lineage: Eukaryota; Fungi; Ascomycota; Sordariomycetes; Microascales; Microascaceae. The record is from the annotation of a GenBank genome assembly.